GACAAGUUCAGAAGGGAAUAAAGAAAGCUACGAAGACCCUUCAUUAAAAGAUAUAGCGCCUUUCGACAUAACGCCACUGCAUCUAGUAACACUGAGCCUUCAUCAGCGCAAUCUUUGUCUCACUCUUCCUCGACCAAACAGAAACCAAAUGCCACGUCAGGAGAUACUACAAUGGGCGUCAUGGAUACACUUACCAAUGCAGAAGACUUAUCAAAUUCAAAAGCUGGCACUGACACUGCGAAUUCCACCAACUCCAACCAAACAGUGGUUCAAUCGACCGUAUCGAAAAAAUUAAAUACCAUACAAACGACGGACUCGACUGUUAACACAACAAAAACGUAUCAUCAUGAAGGCUCUUCAACAGAAUCGUUUACAGAUACGACCACUGAUUUUGUUUUACCUAAUCAGAUAAAUCCAGAUGCUUUAGAAGGUGCAGAGCAAACAGGUUCAGACGAAGGGAAUAGUUUCUUACAAAUGUCUUUGUUGGCCAGCGCUCUGAUUUCUCUGUCUUUAAUUGGAAUCAUUG
Messenger RNA from Owenia fusiformis, 526 nucleotides. The record is from the annotation of a GenBank genome assembly. NCBI's taxonomy places the organism in Eukaryota, Metazoa, Annelida, Polychaeta, Sabellida, Oweniidae.